GGUAUUCCGGGAAAUUUGGAUAUUAUUGACACAACCGUGAAAGUUUUGGAUAUACAAGUGUAUUAAUAACUGGAUCCAUAAAUAAACGAAGAGAAGGUGAGGCCCGAAGCCUGACUUCUACGAAAUCCAGAUGAUUCCAACUAAAUUUCAAAGCUAGAAUACUCCUUCGAUUCAUCAGAGAGCAGCGGCGUAGUAGGAGGAGGAGAAGAAAUGAAGGCGAGAAUGAUGAAACUUACAAUCGCCUUCUGCUACUCAAUCUGUUCUGUGCUGAUCGUGGCGGCGGCGGUCACGGCGGCGCCAAUCGAGGACUUCAAGGUCGAGGACGGCAAAGUGCUGGUACUGGACGAGUCCAACUUCGAUUCCGCGAUCUCCACCUUCGAUCACAUCUUCGUCGACUUCUACGCUCCAUGGUGCGGCCACUGCAAGCGCCUAGCUCCCGAGUUGGACAAGGCUGCUGCGAUUGUGGCCGAAUCGAAAGACGCCAUUGUUAUAGCCAAAAUCGAUGCCGAGAAGUAUAGGCGGCUCGCUGAUAAACACGAUGUGGAUGGGUAUCCGACUCUGAAGAUCUUCAUCCAUGGAGUUGGCAUGGACUAUUACGGUCCAAGGAAAGCUGAUUUGCUGGUUCGUUAUUUGAAGAAAUUUGUGGCCCCGAAUGUUGCAACUCUUGAUUCUGACUCUGCAAUUAAGGAGUUUGUCGAAGGGGCUGGCACGUUUUUCCCUAUAUAUCUGGGGUUUGGGUUAGAUGAGUCUACAAUCUCAAAUUUAGCUGUGAAGUACAAGAAGAAAGCUUGGUUUGCUGUGGCGAAGGGUUUCUCGGAGGAUGUUAUGUUGCAGUAUAACUUCGACAAGGCUCCUGCUUUGGUGUCCAUUAAUCCUACUUAUAAUGAGCAGAACACCUUCUAUGGUCCCUUUGAAGAGGAGUUUAUUGAUACAUUCAUUACCCAAAAUUUUCUGCCACUUGCUGUGCCGAUGAACCACGACACACUGAAGAUUUUGAAGGAUGAUAAGAGGAAAAUUGUGCUGACCAUUGUGGAGGAUGAACUGGAGGAGAAAUCAAGAAACUUGAUCAAGUUACUGAAGGCUGCUGCAUCUGCAAAUCGUGAUUUGGUAUUCGGUUAUGUAGGAGUCAAACAAUGGGGAGAGUUUGCUGAUUCAUUUGGCGACAAUGGCAAAAAGAAUCUUCCAAGAUCAGUCGUGUGGGAUGGAGAUGAGGAGUAUCAUGUGGUUCUUGGCUCAGAGAGAAUGGAGGAGGAAGACCAAGGAACCCAGAUCUCACAGUUCCUCGAGGGAUUUAGAGCAGGGCGAACUGACAAGAGACAGAUAAGCGGUCCUUCCUUCAUGAGCUUCAUCAAUUCACUAAUCGGGGUCAGACUUGUGUACAUACUCGUGUUCCUCGUCGGCGUCUUUAUGCUUAUCCAGAGCAUUUGCAAGGAAGAGCCUCUUACUGUUGGCACCCGAGACUCAGUCGAUCAUACUACAACUACCACUACAGCAUCUGAAGGAGAACGCACGCGGGACAAGGAAGACUAAUAAACUCAAGAGAACUGACCCCCACAGCUCAUGCCAUUCUCCAAAAACAGCACGGUCAGUUGCUACUUGCUUACGAGCACCACCGAAUAGCACUCCGUUCCAGAAUACGAAUUUUAACCGAUGAUUUGGUGCUUUGAAUGUAGAAAAUGUCUAUUUAAGGUCUUUGUGAUUCUAGAUUAACUCGUAAUCAUCCACGGUUUAGUAUUCCAUUCUGCAAAUUUUUCUCGAGAACAUGAGAAUUAUCGAUAGCUGUCCUUAUCGGUUAAAUCUUUCACCGUGGCUAUCCCGGGAUAGCUCAGGGUUUUUUUCCAGGUUAUGUUCAGGAGUGGCUGUGCUCUUCAGUUCGAGCUUUUUCAUCUUCUAAUUUUUGGAAGGAACUAGUACCUAGGUGUUUGAAGAGCUUUGAUCCUGGAACCCAUAGAAUCUUGUUCUUGUUUUAUUACCAUCGACCAACCAAGGAAGACUCGAGCCGAGUUGGGUCAGGUCGAACCGAGCGGGUUAGUCUGAAUAUGUGAAAAUGAUGUGUAAAAAAUGGUCCAGGACGAGACAGAGUUGAUGGUCGGUCUGGAGCUUAGCUUGUGGUCCAAAAAGAAGCGAUGUAUGGUUGAUAGAUGACUCUCUUUAUAUUGUCUUAGAACGUGAAAUUAUAUGCUGCUGCCGUAUCGUCCAAUUCCAUACAAAGUUACAAACCUGUCCACUUCAAAGCAGAUGUACCAGUUAACUUCCCGUAGCUUCCUUCAUCAGUUCUUGGGUUUUAGCAGUAACAGCAGACGUGCAUCUUACAUAGUCAUUGGAUGUAGAGCAUAUCAGCGUGUCAAUCUAACACGACUAUAAACGUGGGAGCUAUUGAACGGGAUUCUCAGGCGUUGAUCGUUCUGGCAUUGCCCUUCGCUGUUAUUGCGAGGUUUGAAUUGGAAUGACUUACAUUGAUGAGCGUCUUUAGGUGUCAAACAUUUACUCCGUCAUUUAUAAGCAUACAUUUAAAUGAAGUCUUGAUCUUAAAUUCCUGAGCUUUAACGCAAAAUCUUUUAACCACUAAAAUCAUGAAAAUCUUUCGCAAAAUUUUCAUAUCGUAAAUUUUUUUCCGAAUAACCAUAUAGAGUAAAGUGCAUGUAUCUUAAGUGAUACAUGCAAUGUAGCUUUCUUGCUUGACUCCCAUAUUUUGGAGAUUCCCAUGCACAUGCAAUGCCGUGGUAUGAAGAAUUGUUCAUUCCAACACCAAACGAUACUAAAGUGCCAUUUAACUUUUUUGAUUACUAUAGGCAUCACCCCUAAAUCAUUGACUCGAGGGGAUUAUUUUGUGCGCUCUUUGUUGCUUCUUUCCGAAUCAUCCAACCUAACAUAAUCUGACAUAUGAGUUGAGUUUAGAUCACACCCCUUAAAUAGAGCAAUUCUACCAUGCUAUAUAGUAUUGGUGCUUUAAUGUACAACUUGAAGUUGUACAUUAACAUUAAAUGUACAAGUUUAGGUUGUACCAUAAAGGAAUUUGUAUCAUUAUGUUAUGGUACAACUUUACAACCAUCACAUAAGGUACAAGUUUAAGUUGUACCAUAAAAAAAUUUGUACAAAAGGUAUAGGUACAAUCUGAAGUUGUACCAUAACAUUAAAGGUACAAUUUCAAGUUGUACCACAAAGGUAAAAACCUAUAGCACAAAUGCUAUAUAGCAUUGUAAUAUUCCUCCCCUAAAUAAGUUAAACAUCAUCUCAUUGUUUCGUCCGAAAAGAGAAUACAUUCAAUUCUGUAAAACUAUUGACUCAAGAGUCAAUGUAAUGGGGCGUAGGUUCGUUUUCAUUUCCUAAAAAAGAGUGUGCCUGAUAAAUGAUUUGCGGUAUUUUUUUGGGAGGGAUAGGUCCAGGCAGAAAUAAGGUGUCAAAAUUGAAGAAGUGAUUAGUUCAAUGGAUUGGAUGGAUCAGAGUAAGGAAGGGGCAAAUGGUGAAAACUCGCAUUUAAGUUGUUCCUUUAAUGUCAAUCGACCAGUCAAUUAAGUUGUCCCCAAACAAAAUAUGGCAGGAAAAUCAAGGCCAAACUGAGGCUCAUCGGGCUCGUUUCACCCGAAAUAAUUCGAGAACCAAAGCCGCUUAUACACUACUAUCUUUGUUAGAAAAAAACACUCUCAAGGGAAACACAAUGCACCAAGCAAGCCAUGAUGAUAGACCAAAAACUAUCUCUUGAUACCACUAGCACUCCGUUAGGUGACUAAGAAAGAGAUUUGGUUUACGUGUAUCAAUUAUCAAAGUGGUUAACACUUAGACGAAAAGGAAAGGAAAACAAAUCUCACUCACAUAUUUCACUCCACCACUAAACAAAUUGUGUAUCUGUGCAUGAUCAUGUAUUGAAAAUUAAUAACAACAAAUACAUACAUUCUUAUCUUCUCCACAUAAUUACUUAUCGUGAUUGAAAAGUGUCAAAACUAAAAAUACAGACCCUGCCAAAGCAUAUGAAAGAAAUAACAAGAGUCCCCUCAAUGUUGAACUUUUGCCCUAAUCUAUCAAUUUUGGCGAAGCCAAUGAACAUAUAAAAACAAUACAAGGACCAAAAAAUGGACAAACUGUUGCUUUCCAUUAUAUGGGUGAAAGCUUGUCCCGAAGACCCACCGACCCGUCCCGACCCGUCCCGUCCCUAAGGGUCGGGACGGGUCAGUUUGUCUACAGGGACAGAUUAGGGACGGGUCAUUUGUUGACCCUGUAAGGGUCGGGACGGGUCGGGAUAACUUAGGGACGGGUCACAUUUUGAUCCUGUGACCCUUAGCAACAACAAAUAUCUCAUACUUCAUUGGACCUUUUUGUAAAGUUUUAAAAGUUUAGGUACUAAUUUGUAAUAAUAAUAAAAAAUUGGGUACCAAAACGUAAUUUUACCAUCAAAAUUUAUGGACUUAUUUGUAAAAAAAAUAAAAUUUAGGUACUAAAUUGUAAGAAAAAAUAAUUUUGGGU
Messenger RNA from Linum trigynum, 4461 nucleotides. Lineage: Eukaryota; Viridiplantae; Streptophyta; Magnoliopsida; Malpighiales; Linaceae. The record is from the annotation of a GenBank genome assembly.